CUGACAACGUGUUUAGGUGCCAGACGGCUGCUCAAUAUCAAUGUAAUUUUCAUUUUUACUAACAAGAAAAAGGGCAGAAAUUAUCAUCCACAAGCACAAUGUUACGAGGUUCACCUGGGGAAACCCUUUUUGGUAUAUUAUUCGUGUAUUUGUUGACUUGGAAAACUGGCACUUCUACCAACGGGGACAACGAGAGUAAAAGAGAAAGUUGUCAUUAUGAUCUCGUUGUGGCUUGGACCUCAGAGAUAAGCAAUAGUUUGGUAGCUGCAACCCCACUUGUUGCUGACAUCAAUGCCGACAAGAUAUUGGACAUCAUCUCACCAGCAUUCACGGAGGAAGUGGUUGUCCUUGACGGGGUCAGAGGUCAAAACCUUGUGGGGUCAAACUGGCCAGCGAGUUCUUUAGACAACUCAUUCCACGCCUCACCUUUACCGUAUGACAUUGAUCAGGACGGAAGAGAUGACAUUGUCUUAUGUACAUCAGAUGGAGAUAUUCUCUUCAUUGAUGCCCGAGGAAACUGGAUGAAGGAAAGGACAAUGAGUAUCCCAUCCUUGGAUGUACGGAAGGAAUGGUGGAAUUUGACAGGUGGUUCAAGACAAGAUGUGAUCGGCCAGUCCGUAAGAACAUCCACGCAAAGACAGGCCGCUCAUUCAAGAGAUUCUUCUAGCAAGCAGUACAUCAGUGUUGAUCCUCACGUGUUAGCCACGCCAGUUAUUGCUGAUCUGAAUCGAGAUGGCAUCACUGAGGAAUUAGUUGUCCCGGUUAGCUACUAUAUUAACAGCAAGAUCGACAGGUCAGAAAUAGAGCUCAUGGAAUCAGGAGUUCCUGACUUGGAUCUGCGGGGUUAUCUAGCAGGUGGCAUUGUUCUGUUUAAUCUCACUGCAGGGCAGAUUUAUCAGGAAGUGAUACUGGAGCUCACAAUGAGAGAUGAUGAAUUUCCAGGAUACAUCCUCUUUACUCCAACUGUCGUGGAUCUUGACAGUGAAGGAGGCCCUCUAGAGAUCAUCGUGGGAACCUCAGCAGGCAACCUCCAUGUUUUAGACCAUACUGGUACCCCGCGGACUGGUUUCCCUCUGUUACUCAGCACCUUACAUGGACAGAUCACGGUCGAAGAUCUUGACGGUGACGGACACCUGGAGAUGGUCGUCAUGGAUACUAGCUCUAAUGUGAUGUGCCUGGAUGUGACUGGGAAGGAAUUAUGGGAUAGCCAGAUCUCUGGCUCAUCCUCAGCAGGUUCCAGAGUUGCUGAUAUCAAUCGAGAUGGCAGCCUGGAUAUCGUCAUAGCAACCAAUGAUGGGCAUAUCUGGGUGCUACGAGGAGACACAGGCAAGUUGGUUGCUGGUUGGCCUUUAGAUCUCGGUGGCAGGUUUCUAGCUAGUCCUGUCAUCACCAGACUCAAGCCCUCACCUCACCCGCUCGAUAUUGUCAUUGCAGACUACGAAGGUAGUCUUUACAUUAUAUCUGGGGACGGUGCUUGCCUUGAGGUCAUCCAUCUCGAGGAGAACAUCAUGACCCCAGUAUUAGCCGCUGAUCUCUUACCCACGACCUCUGACCUGGAGCUGCUGAUAGCCAGCAGCGACGGCACUUUGGUGUGCCUGAAGAUGAGGAAUGGAACAGAGAGCAGAGAAGGAUCCGAGUCGGGGAAGAACAAGAGGGCGUGGUCAGGAGAGGCGUGGCACACUGACACGCCCACUUAUAACAAGUUCACCAAUUGGGACAAUGAGGUUGGCGUUAGUUUCACAGCCAAGACAAAGCAAUUAGAGUAUGUAGCCGGAAAAACUUUUGUCAUCGCAUUUGAGAUCUUCGACAACAGACCCAAGUACAUCUCAGACUCCACAUAUCACGUGCACAUAACAUGUGGGAACAUUAUCUUGCUGCCUAAAACAAUUCUCCUGGAACCUGGAAUUCACCGAAUGAGAAUAGCCACACCUGAUCGUCCAAUCAGAGCAGUCGUCACUGUCCAUGUGACCAACCAACAUGGCCAAUUGUUCAGAGACUCCUUCGCCGUAAGUUUCAACCUCCAGCUUGUCCAGGAACUCCAAUGGCUGUUAUUUGCUCCGUUUGUUGUCAUGGUGAUCCUAUUACUUCUAGUUCAUGGCUACCCAGAGGUUGACCUUUUACCUAUGACUCAAAGCUUUAAACAUAGGUGAAAAUGUCUAGUUGCUUUUUUGGAGGUCUUUAAAGGUUAUAUAAGGUGACCAGUGUAGUUUUCUCUAACCUACUGGUUUCAAUUUACAAGUAAUCAAUUUUUACCUUCAAAUCUCUAAAGCCUUCUAAUCUACCAGUAGGUUUUUGGAGGAGUUUAAGGAUAGAGGAAGUUAUAUCCCAAACACUUUUCACUUUAUAUGGGUCUUGAUGUCCCUUGACUAUUACAGCAAAAAUGUGGAGUAGAUAAAUUCGAGGGUUCAGCAAGGUUCCUUGUGAACAUUCUACAGAGGGUUACUUACCUGUGUGUUCUGGUAUUGUAGUUACUGAAGUAAUUGAUGGUAUCACGAUAUUUUUAAACAUUUCAGACUGAACAGCUGUUUGAAAUAUUUCAGAUGCCUAUUUUGAUAAAUUUACACAAAUAUUAGACCUUCUAAAGUGUAAGCUUAUGAAGAUUAAAAACCAAGAACAACCAAAGAGUAAAACAUUUAUUUAAGCAAUAUAAUCUUCGGCAUUCAAACUUGAUUGUUCCUCAAAUUAUUAUCCAAAAGAAAGUAUUAGUUUGAAAAAAGAUGUAAAUUUUCUGAGCAAUUUUCAUAUUUUCCCAGUUUUUAUCCUAUGGAAAUUACAUCACGCUAGAAAAAAAUGAUUACUGUGCAGUGACUGUGUCACGUGGCUGUUUUCUUGAUGGAUUUAUCGUAAGAAGCCUCUAAUUUAGUCCUUUUUUGAUAAUGAAAUAAUAAAUAUAGGUUAAUAGUUUAUUUUGGUAAAAGGAAAUAUUGGUAAUCGAUUUGAACAAGAUUGAUUCCUCAGUCUUGAGGCGGAGUCUUAAAUCCCCGAAGGGACAGAAAUCGUGUGGCUAAACAUACAGCCCAAGCCCGCUAGUUUAUCCCUGAAGGGAAUUUACUUCUUCUACCCCCGAGGUCCAUGUACUUCAGCAUAGGAUGCAUUAUUGAGAAGACCGGAUCACUAUCUGAUGGACUUUCUAAAUACCGGCGUAAAUUGUCUGAUGAAUAAUAGAUUGUCGUGAGGGAUUACCGCGGCUAAGUGUCCACACACGCCCAAUCUGUGCAACGCGGGAUAGCACAUGAACUGAUUUAUUAAUGGUUCGUAGGCGAUACCGUUGCAUGCUUCGACUCGCCAUAACGAUGUUUCUGACGUCUUUACAUCUGUCUUUUUUUUCCCGCUACGGGAAAUCUUCACACUUUGAACUUGUUUCCAGUGCCCAGUGUGUUUGUCUUGUUGAAUUGGCGCAAAAUGAUUAAAAUAUGAAGGGGAGAAAUUCAUCUUGUGGCUU
Molecule: messenger RNA, 3442 nt
Organism: Acanthaster planci (crown-of-thorns starfish)
Lineage: Eukaryota; Metazoa; Echinodermata; Asteroidea; Valvatida; Acanthasteridae
Molecular function (GO): protein binding
Source: RefSeq, a predicted model, not a curated record